UCAGAAGCGCCCAAAACACCCACCACAACGGACGGUGCGGCUCCAUGUUGGAUAUGUCUUUUCUUGGGAAAACAUAGCACAGGAAGUCUACCUGCGCAUAUUGUCCAAUACACGGAGGAAAAGUCGACUCUGCUCCGCGAGCUCAGGUUAAAGACGCACCUGAGAAGCAGAUGGAAAACUGGCACGCGGGGUGAGGAAAUAACUGGACUGAGAUAAAGCCACGCGGACACGAUGUUCACACUCACUGAGAUCGCGUCCUUGAACGACAUCCAGCCAACGUACCGCAUCUUAAAGCCAUGGUGGGACGUCUUCAUGGACUACCUUGGGUUGGUCAUGCUCAUGCUGGCUGUUUUUGCGAUGACCAUGCAGAUCACCAAGGACCAGGUGGCUUGCCUUCCCUGUGUGGAGGAGGAACACUGCCCCAAGCAGAACAUGGCGAAUGCAACCUCUGGUUCCUGUACUGCCAUCACUACCCCAUUGCCCACCAAGGACCAGCCAAACAAAGUUGACAAAGAGAUCCACACAACACACCAACAGACUGCUCUUGCGACAGAACAGUUUGCCAGUCAAGCUCAACCAACUGGUGUUAAAACCAAUCUGGACUUUCAACAGUAUGUCUUUAUUAAUCAGAUAUGUUACCACGUUGCCUUGCCCUGGUAUUCCAAGUACUUUCCAUACCUCACCCUCAUCCACACCAUUAUUCUCAUGGUCAGUAGCAAUUUCUGGUUCAAAUAUCCCAAAACAAGCUCAAAGAUUGAGCAUUUUGUUUCUAUUCUGGGAAGAUGUUUUGAGUCUCCUUGGACUACAAAGGCUUUGUCUGAAACCGCCUGUGAGCACUCAGAGGAGAACAAACAGAGGUUGCCCGUCACCUCCUCAGUACCCUAUCAGGUGUCUUUAGAGGGGAAGGAUGAAGACUCAAAUGCCAACCAGUCCACGCCUAUCCUGGGAGAUUUUAGGUUUUCUGCAGACAAACCCAUUUCGGAGGUGCCGAGCAGUAUGACAAUCUUGGACAAAAAAGACGGGGAGCAAGCCAAAGCCCUGUUUGAGAAGGUGAGGAAGUUCAGAGCCCAUGUGGAGGACAGUGAUUUCAUUUACAAGCUCUAUGUAGCACAGACAAUGGUCAAAACUGUUAAGUUUAUGUUGAUAUUGACCUACACGUCAACCUUUUUGUCUAAAAUAAAUUUCUGUCAUAUUUGUGAACCUGAUAUGAAAAAGCUAACUGGAUAUGAAAAAUUCUUAUGUACGCACAACAUGGCUUUCAUGCUAAACAAGCUUCUCAUUUCCUAUAUGGCAUUGAUUUUGAUCUAUGGGCUCACAUGCCUCUACUCGCUCUUUUGGGUGUUUCGACGACCUCUGAAAGAGUACUCGUUCGAGAAGGUCAGGGAAGAGAGCAGCUUCAGUGACAUUCCUGAUGUGAAGAAUGACUUUGCAUUCCUCUUACACAUGGUUGACCAGUACGAUCAGCUGUACUCCAAGCGCUUUGGUGUUUUUUUGUCUGAGGUCAGUGAGAACAAGCUGAGGGAGAUCAGCCUCAACCAUGAAUGGACCUUUGAAAAACUGAGGCAACUCGUCACACGCAACCCCCAAGACCAGCAGGAGCUGCACCUCUUCAUGCUUUCUGGACUCCCGAACGCAGUGUUUGACCUCACAGACUUGGAAGUGCUUAAACUGGAGCUGAUUCCUGAGGUGAGGUUUUCCGCGAAGGUUUCCCAAAUGACCAGCUUGCAAGAGUUGCAUCUGUGCCACUGUCCGGCCAAAGUAGAGCAGACUGCUUUUGCGUUCCUCCGGGAUCAUCUCCGCUGCCUUCAUGUCAAGUUCACAGAUGUAGCUGAGAUCCCACCUUGGGUCUAUUUGCUGAGAAGUCUAAGGGAACUCAACCUGAUUGGUAACUUGAGCUCGGACAACAACAAAAUGAUUGGCCUGGAGUCCAUGCGAGAUUUGAGACAUUUGAAGAUGUUAUGCCUGAAGAGUAACCUCACAAAAAUGCCUACAAACAUCACAGAGCUUUCGCCUCAUUUGAUUCGGUUAAUCAUCCACAAUGAUGGUACAAAACUACUGGUUAUGAACAGUCUGAAAAAAAUGACCAACCUCAUUGAACUGGAGCUUCACUGCUGUGAACUGGAGAGGAUCCCCCACGCUAUUUUCAGCUUGAUCAACUUACAAGAACUUGACUUGAAAUCUAACAACAUCAGAACCAUAGAGGAGAUCAUCAGCUUUCAGCACCUCAGGAGGCUGGCAUGCCUUAAACUGUGGCACAACAAAAUCAUCACUAUCCCAUCAUCCAUUGGCCAGGUCAAGUCUUUAGAGUCCCUCCACCUCUCUCAUAACAAACUGGAGUCUCUGCCUAUAGCCUUGUUCGCUCUUCCCAAACUGCGACACUUGGAUGUGAGCCAUAACUCCAUCACGGUGCUUCCACCAGAUGUGGGUCUUCUCCACAACCUCCAGCAUUUAGCCAUCAAUUCGAACAAACUGGAAUCACUGCCCAAGCCUCUAUUCAGAAACACCAAGCUGAAGGUGCUUUGUCUGGGGCAUAACGCGCUCACAACACUGCCGGAGACGGUGGGUCAGCUGGUCCAGCUCACUCAGCUGGAGCUUAGAGGGAACUGUUUGGACAGGCUACCCGCCCAGUUAGGUCACUGCCGCAUGCUGCGCAAACAUGGUCUCAUUGUGGAGGACCAUCUUUUUGACACGCUGCCUGUGGAAGUAAAGGAGAGCAUCAGCCGAGAAACAAACGUGUCCUUUACAAGUGGCUUAUAGCACAACAACCAAACUGGCAGUAAGUGACUGAGGAGACGUUUCCAUACACAACUAAUGCAUUAACUUGAUUAUUUUAAUGUUAUUGUAGUUGCUUGUGUUUUAGGGUGCAUUCACACUGGGAUAGUCCAGGGGACUAGAUUGGGUGGGGAAUUCUUAAAAAUCUUUGGUUUUGGUUUCCUUCCACACUUUACUCAAGCAGACCAAACUGCCUAGAUGCAGUUAGAAUAACCAUUUGCUAGAGGGUGAUAUUCCUUGAAAUGACUACUGACCAAGAGGAAAGAAGAAAUCGGGUUCGUUGAUUGGCCAGGAUCGAAAAGUCUUGUUCAAUGCAAUAAAACAAUAAAUUUA
Messenger RNA from Melanotaenia boesemani (Boeseman's rainbowfish), 3105 nucleotides. RefSeq names its product leucine rich repeat containing 8 VRAC subunit Da (gene lrrc8da). The coding region runs from base 232 to 2757 and encodes 841 amino acids. Gene Ontology annotation, molecular function: protein binding. The transcript is spliced from 3 exons. The record is from RefSeq and is a predicted model, not a curated record. Lineage: Eukaryota; Metazoa; Chordata; Actinopteri; Atheriniformes; Melanotaeniidae.